This is a messenger RNA of Cuscuta epithymum, 641 nucleotides long. Lineage: Eukaryota; Viridiplantae; Streptophyta; Magnoliopsida; Solanales; Convolvulaceae. The record is from the annotation of a GenBank genome assembly.
UUUUUGUUCUUCCGAGGUUGAUUCGCUUGCUCGAUCAAGGCCAGGUUCAUAUUAUAAUAUAUAUAUGGCAUCACUGAAUUAUGAAUCGGAAUCUGAUAGUGGAACAUCCAGCUCGACAUCCCUUUCUCUUACUAAAAAAUUAUUUGAUAAGUCAAUCACAAGAGAUGAUGUUUAUGAGGAAACAAACUCCAAUGUGUUUCAGACUUGUGCAGUUCAUGUUCCUAUGAUAAUUUCUACAUUGUUAGAGGAAAAAAAGCUCCCACAUGGCGGUUCGAAAUUUGGCAGGGUUUAUAUCCGACGUGAUAGAAAAGAGCGACAUGAUAUGAUUUUUGGUGAUUAUUUCAAAGGUGAGCAGUCAAAGUACACACCCGAUACAUUUCGGCGAAGGUUUCGAAUGGAUAUUGAUCUAUUUAAACGAAUUUGGCAUGCCGUUGAGAGUUAUGGUGAUUACUUCAUCCAAAAGACAGAUGCAGUUGGAAAUAUUGGGUUGAGCUCUUUACAAAAAGUGGUAGCAGCAAUACGCAUGCUUGCAUAUGGUUGUUCAGCCGAUUCUCUUGAUGAAUAUGUGCAAAUCGGAGAGAGCACCGCUAUUGAAUGUCUAAAGAAAUUUUGUGAUGCUAUAAUAGGAUUAUUUGAAGCAC